This is a messenger RNA of Pristis pectinata (smalltooth sawfish), 2155 nucleotides long. Its product is annotated as ferritin, lower subunit-like. Bases 28 to 552 code for a protein of 174 amino acids. Gene Ontology annotation, cellular component: cytoplasm. The record is from RefSeq and is a predicted model, not a curated record. The transcript has 4 exons. Lineage: Eukaryota; Metazoa; Chordata; Chondrichthyes; Rhinopristiformes; Pristidae. Gene Ontology annotation, molecular function: ferric iron binding; ferrous iron binding. Gene Ontology annotation, biological process: intracellular iron ion homeostasis; iron ion transport.
AAACCGGCAGAAUUUAUUCUGUGUCAGAUGCAGUCGCAGGUGAGACAGAAUUUGCACCUGGACAGCGAGGUGUCCAUCAACAAACUCAUCAGCCUCAAGUACUACACCUCGUACGUGUACCUUGCCAUGUCGUUCUACUUUGAGCGGGAUGAUGUCGCGCUGGAGAACUUUGCGAAGUUUUUCCACGAGAUGUCGGAGGCCGAGCGCCAGCAGGCGGAAAAACUCAUCGAGUACCAGAAGCAGCGGGGUGGGCGACUCCAGCUACAGAAUAUCGAGAAACCAGCUGAGAGCAAGUGGAGCAAUGGGCUGGAAGCCACACAAGAUGCUCUAGAAUUACAGAAAAACAUCAACAAGUCUCUCCUUGACCUGCACCAGCUUGCAUUCAGUAAGGAGGAUCCUCAGCUGUGCAGUUUCCUAGAGUCCAAUUUCUUAAACUGUAACGUGGAAUUCAUGAAGAAGCUGGGAGACCACAUCACAAGCCUCAAGGGACUGAGUGUGGGUCGGACCAGUAGAAUGGGCGAGUACCUGUUUAACAAGCACACCCUUGGAUAAAGAGGCUUGACUGUGGAAUCAAGCAAUCUUCUUCCAUACUCCUCAAUCCCCAUGUGCUGUCAUGGAAACCGAAGUAUCAUACACUGAAUGUUAAAGCGUUUGUUUCAGGAACAAGUCUACUUUUAUUAAUGUAAUAAAUGUUUCCAGAAAACAAGAUGGUCAUUUGAUGAUACAGAUACUUUUAAGGCCAUUAGUUUUUUCAACAUCUCUGAACACCUUAGAUAAGAACACCAAUAACUUAGAAACAUCUCCCCACUGCAUCUGUCUCCUUCCCAUUUACUUGUCAUCCUCAAGGGAGCAUAGGUUUCCUCCCAAACACAGCAACACUAGUUAGCAACAGCUUGAGCACUGUGAACAGUUCUGGACACCACAUUAUAGGAAAGAUAUGACUGCACUGGAGAAUUGUGUAAAUAUGUCACCAGAAUUGAAGCCAUGAGGAAAGACCGGAUUAACUAGGAGUAUUUUCUUUGGAAUGGAGGAGGCUAACAGGAGUCUUAAUUGAGAUGUAUAAAAUUAUGAGAGUUAUAAAUGAAAUAAAUAGGAAGGACCUGUUAACCGUAGUAGGAUGGGUCAAAAUCUAGGAGACACAGAGUUUAAAGUAAUUGGUAGAAGCGUUGGAGGGGAGGUCAGGAAAGAAAUUUUCACCUAGAGUGUGGUGGGGAUCUGGACCUUCCUGAAAGGGUGGCUGAGGCACAAACCCUAACUGGGCUUGAAAAGGACUUGGGUGUUGAUGUGCUGUGUCCUGCAGGGCUACAGACCUGGAGGUGGAAGGUGCAAUGAGGCUGGAGAGCUUUCUCAACCAGCGUGGACACAAUUGCCCAAACAGCGUAUAUUUGUGUCAUAAACAUUCCAUAACAACACUUACAGAAGUUGAAUUUUCCUAUAAAUUCCCAACCACCACCACCACCACUUUAACUGGGUCCAGUGAUGUAUUUGGGAAGGAGAAAAGUUCAGCUCUUCUCACCUUGCCAAUGCUGGAUGAGCAGAAAUGUGCUCCAGAUAAAUAUUGGGAAGACCAAAGUCAAUGUCCUCAGGCUCUAUUCCCAGCCACCAACUCCUUCCCUCUUCCUGAAAAUGAAUCAGCCUUCUUGCAAACUUGGUGUCAUAUUUGAGCAAUGCAUGGGUUUUCAGUGAGAUCUGUUCCGUCACCAGCACAGCCUACUUUCACUCAAAUAUUAUCACUCAACUCCCUUUCUGACUGAACUUAUCUGAUGAGAAAACUCUCAUUACUUUCUGAUAUAAUUGCCCAGCACACACCUGGCUGGCCACCCUUGUUCUCCUCAAUGUAAGUAUGAAGUCAUCCAAGCCUCUACUGCGCAUGUCCUUAACAGGCACCAUGUCCUGAUCACCCAUAACUUCCUGUGUUUACUAACCCUCACCAGCUAUGGUUUUGGAAUUCCCAGCCUUGUUUUCAAGCCCCCUGGGCCUUGUCGCCCUCCCUGUCUCAUCGGUAGCCUCCUCCCAUGCUCAUCCCAAUUUCUAUCGGUCCACCCUUGCCACCCAUGCUUUCAGCUGGGUCCGAGCUCCAAAUCCUUCCCUAAAUCUCCCCACGUCUCUACUUCCUCCUCUCUAACGCUUCUUAAAACUUUCCAUUUGACUAAUC